This is a messenger RNA of Quercus lobata, 4698 nucleotides long. RefSeq lists its product as uncharacterized. The coding region runs from base 2390 to 4357 and encodes 655 amino acids. The record is from RefSeq and is a predicted model, not a curated record. Lineage: Eukaryota; Viridiplantae; Streptophyta; Magnoliopsida; Fagales; Fagaceae. The transcript is spliced from 15 exons.
UAGGGUCGAAUUUUAAGCUGCGUUCUGAUUAAACGCAGCUUCAGGAUGCUGUUUGAGCUGUGUUUAUUAAACCCGGCUAUAAACCAUCUCUGAAGCUGCGUUUUUUGAUGUUAGAGCUGCGUUUAACCCGGUAGGAUUGAAGCCGCGUUUUCAAAAACGCAGCUUUAGUUCCAACCUGGAAAAUUUUUUUUUUUUUUUUUUCAAUAUAUCUGAGAGCUGCGUUUAACAAACGCAGCUUCAAAACUUAUAGAGCUGCGUUGUUGUAAACGCAGCUCCAGACAUGUCAAAGCUGCGUUUAGAAGAACACAGCUCUAGCUCUAUGUGGUAGACCUGCGUUUAUUUAAACGCAGCUCCAGACUCAUUUAUGCUGCAGCUAUAGCCUUCCUAUAAAUUCAAAAAAACCCCUAAAAUUGAAACCCAAUCAAUCCCUAAAUUGAAAAACACUCAGCUUCUCAACCUAGCUCCCGGUAAUCUCGCCGCCGUGCUCGAUCUCAACCCACAGUCCGCAAUCUCAACAAUGCAGGGUGACCCAGUUGGCCUCUGACUCUGUUGCUUGGACCCACGCUCAGAGAGCUUGACCGCGAAGAACUGGUUCUCGGGCUCCGAGUGGCCAAGAUUUCAGAGAUUCGUUGCAAGGUUGGUGCACCCAGGAGGACUGUUGAGGACGAACAAGGCAGCGGCAUUGGCGAAGUUUCUAGAAACAAAGCUACCCCGAUUUCUCUCGCAUCUCCAACUCCAGCGAUUUCGACAGCGCCUUCACUUGUAUUGUCAUCACCCACUUCCAUUUGGAUCACAUUGGUGCACUUCCUUACUUCACGGAAGUAUGUGGGUACAGCGGGCCAAUAUACAUGACGGCUGAUUUGGUUGCUUAGUGGAUUGCUAAAAAUUGUUUUCAAGAUUGCCGUGUUUGUUUUUUCUCGACAUUGUUUCCCCGAAUCCUAAUGCUGAGAAAGCAGUAGUGCCAAAGGAAGAGAUCUUGGAUUUUGAGUUGUCACCUGAGCCCUCGAACGCAAGGCAAUUUGAGGUUAAGAAUUUAAUAGCUUGAUUUGGUUAUUGUGAAUUGGCUACUGCAAAUCUUUCUGGUCAACUGGUUCCACAACUUGGUCAGCUUUUAAAUCUGCAAUACUUGGCCUGUGAAAUGAUCAUGUUUAUUGAAGGUGAACGAUCAGCAAUAAGACAGAUCGAUCCAAUAGGAUCAGGUGGAUAGCUUGUAUCCAAACAAUUGCUAAAAAAGUAGAAGUGAACCUAAACCUAUGUUGCUCAUAUUUGGUAGGAAGACACUGAGGCAGCUGCGAUUCUUCUUCAUAUUCCACUGCUUUCUUAAGAUAAGGUCAGAUUUUGUAAAUCUUAUAUACCAAUGGAUAAAAGUUGGAUGAAGAAGAAGAGGGGUGACAGGGAAUACGUUGAAGGUGUACUUAACUUUGUGAAAUUUGCAUCUUUACAUGCACAUGAGGGGAAGAUAUUAUGUCCUUGUAAAGUGUGUGUGAACUUGAAUUUAGUAUCGCCUGGGGUGGCACAGGCCCAUCUGUGGACUAACGGGAUGCUUCCCAGUUACACACAUUGGAAAUAUCAUGGAGAAUUGGCGGAUGUGGCAACAGCUCCCGAAUGUGGGAGUAGUCAUGUGCAAGACUCCCAUGAACAAUACGGUGACUUCCGUGGGAUGUUGCAUGAUUUGUGCCUCACGCAUGAAAUGGCAGAUGAACCAAUGGGAGAAGGUGAAACUGCGCAACAACAUGCUGAAGGUCUGAAUGAUGGUGCACAAAAAUUUUACAAAAUGAUAGAUGAUGUCGACAAACCUUUAUAUGCUGGUUGUACGAAAUUUAGCAUAUUCUCAGCCAUCGUUGUGCUGUUCCAGUUGAAGACUCUUUGUGGUUGGACGAACAAGUCAUUUACUAUGUUGCUUCAAGUCCUGAUGGAUAUGCUUCCUUCAGAUGCGAAGUUGCCAAAGGACCAUUAUGAGGCUAAGAAGAUAGUCCGAGAUUUGGGUUUGGGUUAUGAGAAGAUCCAUGCUUGUCCGGAUGAUUGUAUGCUAUUUUGGAAGGAGAAUGCUGACCUUGAGGCGUGUCCUUGUUGCAAGAAAAGUAGGUGGAAAAUGAAUGAGUCAUCUGUUACAAGUAAUAAUGCCUCAUCGAGUAAGGGAAAGAAGAAAGCUGCAAAGAUCCUACGAUGGUUCCCCUUAAAGCCAAGAUUGCAGCGACUGUUUUUGUCAGUCGACCUGGCUAGUUCUAUGAAAUGGCAUGUUAAUGGUCGGGCAGAUGAUGGGGCCAUGCGGCAUCCUGCUGACUCGGAUGCAUGGAAAAUGUUUGACUCCAUGCAUUUAUAGUUCUCGUCUGAGCCUCGUAACGUCAGACUUGGAUUAGCUGCGGAUGGGUUCAACCCCUUUGGAAUUAUGAGUUCUACUCACAGCACUUGGCCUGUGAUGCUAGUCCCUUACAAUCUCCCGCCUUGGCUAUGCAUGAAACGGUCAUCCUUGAUUCUAUCACUGCUUAUUCCUGGUCCUACAUCACCAGGGAUUGCGAUAGAUGUGUACUUGCAACCUUUAGUAGAAGAACUGAGGGAAUUAUGGGAUGUUGGAGUAGAAGCGUUUGAUGCAUCUUCAAAAAAUGUAUUCCAAUUGCGUGCGGCAUUGAUGUGGACCAUACAUGAUUUUCCUGCAUACGCAGACGUGUCAGGUUGGAGUACGAAGGGUAAGUUCGCGUGUCCUUGUUGUGCCUCGAACACCGAUUCUCGAUAUUUACAACAUGGCCACAAAUUCUGUUACAUGGGACAUAGGCGAUGGUUGGAUAGUGACCACAAAUUUCGGGGUGAAGGUACACUAUUUAAUGGAUCUACUGAUAUGCGAGGGGCUCCUAUGGCACCAGUUGCGUCAGACAUACUUGUGGAUACUGAAAGUAUAGUUGGACGUUGUCUGGGGAAGAAAUGUCAACUUCUUUACAACAAAAGAAAGAGAGGUGAGGCAAUUCCCUGUGGUUGGAAGAAGAGAAGUAUACUUUUCACCUUGCCUUAUUGGGAGGAUCAAAAGUUGCGACACAAUCUUGAUGUGAUGCAUAUAGAGAAGAAUGUGAUGGACAAUAUACUUGGCACGGUGCUGAACUUGAGGGACUGGACAAAGGAUAAUUGCAAGGCACGCCUUGACUUGGCAGACAUGGGAAUAAGGCGGGAACUUCACCUACAGCGAAAAGGUGAUGAUAAAUAUACGAUACCGCCUGCGUGUUUUCAUAUGACUCCAUCUGAGAAAGAUGGUUUCUUGCAAGUUUUGCGGGACGUAAGAGUGCCUGAUGGAUAUGCUUCCAACAUCUCACGCCGUGUCAAUCUGAAAGAACGCAAGAUUUCUAGUUUAAAGAGUCACGAUAAUCACAUCUUAAUGCAACAACUCCUUCCAAUCGCUUUACGAGGAUCUUUGCCAUCGCACGUUACUGGGCCUUUGAUAAAGUUAGCUUGUUUCUUCAGAAAAAUUUGUUCCAAAACCCUUACGGUUUCAGAGAUUGAGAAUGAUGAGGUAGAGAUUUCAGUCAUAUUGUGUGAAUUGGAGAAGAUAUUUCCUCCAUCUUUCUUCACUGUGAUGGUACAUUUGAUCAUGCACUUAGCUACUGAAGCCAAGGUUGGUGGUCCAGUUCAGUACCGUUGGAUGUACCCCAUUGAGAGGUACCUGUCUCGUCUAAAAUCUUACGUAAAAAAUAGGGCUGCUCCAGAAGGUUCUAUUGCUGAAGGAUACAUAGUGGAAGAAUGCUUAACGUUUUGUUCACGAUAUAUGGAAGGAGUUGAAACUAUAUUCAAUCGACCCAGAAGAGCAAUGGAGGAAUCAACAGGGGUAGUUUCAAGCGUGACACUAGACAAUCAGGAGUUCACCCAAGCUCAUCGCUACGUGUUAUUCAAUUCCGAGAACAUUUACCAGUUUCGUGAGAUGCACAAACGUGUAGUGGAGGACGAACUUCGAAGGGGCCACCGUCGUAUAUCCCCAGCUAUUAUUCAUAAGCACCACAUGGAAAGGUUUUGUGGUUGGUUUAGGUCUCACGUGAUGUCGAUGACUGAUGCUGAUAGGGAAAGAACUUCACUUAAUGAUACAAUUAUCACACUUUCCAAAGGGCCGUAUACUUUGGUGUUGGACACAGGUAUGGGCAAGAGGAAACGGCAGUUGUCACUUGUUUAUGUCGGCGAGGGAUCGUCACAUGGACGACAAAGGAUGGAGGCAGAAGAUGAUGAAGCACAUAGACGACAAAGGGUGGAGGCAGAAGAUGAUGAAGCACAUGGACAACAAAGGGUGGAGGCACAAGAUGACGAAGCCCAUAUUUCUCAAGAGGCAAGACCGGUUGCCUCUGAUGACGAUGAGACACAGGCUCCUGAUGAUUAUGAAUAAACGCCAGCAACGGGAAAUACACCUAAACGACGUGGUCCUACAAACCUAGCUGACAUAUGGGCAUUGGAUGGAUCCUGGAAGAUCCCAUUGCCGUUAAAUGAUCGAGGGCAACCGGUUGGUGAUGACAGUAAAACAUUUGUUCGGUGGUUGGGAACUUUCUGUCACAAUGGGUUGUUAUUACCACUUGUCCCUGCUGGGUGGCCCAAAGUUGAAGAAAAAUAUAAACAUGAUUGUUGGAAGGAGAUCGCGCAACGGUAUCUCAUUGAUGAAGAUAUUGUUAAACCACCUGAUCAAAAGGGAUGGGCAAUGCACAUACUUGGGGUCCUUAGGAGAAAUCGAAG